AUCCGUUUCGGAGAUUUGAGGUUAUUUUUAAACUGCAAGAUCUGCAACACAUGUUUAUGGAAGAAUAAUAUAAACAUUAAAAUAUAAUAUGCAAUAAAAAGCGAUGGACGCGUACGAUCUUUUUAAGAAAUUAUCUGCUGGAACAAAACUCAAUUUACAACGUUUUAAAAUUGACGCCGAGCGAUUUUCGUUGGUGAAAAAGCCUGUAAAAGAAGAAACAAAACAGAUAAAAAUCGAACCACCAGAUCAUGAAUUCAAAAAGUUAGAAUCACGAUCAAAGAGGAAACUUGAAGACGAUUCAGAAGGAGAAAAUACUCUAACUCUCUACGAUGGAGUAAAAGUAUCCCAAGAUGGAAAAAUUAUCAAGCAAAAAAAGAAGAAACAGAAAGUUUUGACCGAGGAAGAAAAUCUGCAAAGGGAGCGAAAACAACAAAAAGAAAAGGUCAAUCAUUUUAGAAACCAACAUCAAAUAUCGGCAAUUGGUGGUCAGGUGCCAAAUCCAAUAGAAAAUUUCCAACAACUCUCGACAAUUUACAAAGUUGGGAGUGAUUUACUAAACAAUAUGAGUAAUUGUGGAUACAAAGAACCAACGCCGAUUCAAAUGCAAGCCUUGCCAAUCAUGUUAGAGGGUAAAGAAGUCUUGGCUUGUGCACCUACUGGUUCAGGAAAAACUGCUGCUUUUUUACUCCCGAUAAUUCACCAGCUGGGUGGACCGCAAAAGCAAGGAUUUCGUGCAAUUGUUUUAAGUCCAACGAGAGAAUUAGCCAAGCAAACUUACAGAGAAUGCCUUAAACUCAGCGAAGGUCGAGGCUUUCGAGUUCACAUUAUUAGUAAAAUCAAUCAAGCACUCUCUCAAUACGGGCCAAAAAGCUCUCAAAAGUUUGAUAUUCUUAUCACAACUCCAAAGAGACUCACGUUUCUUCUGAAUCAAGAUACAUCUGUUAUUUCGCUGAAGAACGUGGAGUGGUUAGUUGUCGAUGAAGCAGACAAGCUUUUUGAAGAAGGAACUAGAGGCUUUCGAGAUCAGCUGAAUGAAAUUUCGAAAGCAUGCACGAAUCCUAAUCUUCGGAGAGCCAUGUUCAGCGCCACAAAUACACCAGCUGUGACAAGAUGGUGCAGGGAACAUCUCAAAGGCUGGAUUACAGUUACAGUCGGUCUCAGAAAUGCUGCAACAGACCUUAUCGAGCAAGAGCUAUUAUUUGUUGGAGAUGAAGGUGGGAAAUUAAUGGCAUUGCGGAAUAUAAUCCAGAAGGGUUUAUCUCCACCGGUCUUAAUUUUUGUACAGAGUAAAGAAAGAGCCCAAGAACUUUUUAGCGAGCUCAUAUAUGAUGGAAUCAACGUCGAUGUCAUUCAUGCAGACAGAACUCAAAAUCAAAGAGACAAUGUUGUGCGAUGUUUUAGAGAAGGAAAAAUUUGGUUUCUUGUCUGUACGGAAUUGAUGAGUCGUGGAAUAGAUUUUAAGGGCGUCAAUCUCGUUAUCAAUUUUGACUUUCCACCUUCUGCGAUUUCAUAUAUUCACAGAAUUGGAAGAACUGGUAGAGCUGGCCACAAAGGAAAAGCAAUAACAUUCUUCACACAACAAGAUGUUGUAAAUUUAAGAAGUAUUGCUGAAGUGAUGAGGGCCUCUGGAUGUAAAGUGCCAGAAUAUAUGCUCGCAAUUAAAAAAUUAGACAAGAGAAUAGUGAAGAAAAAUCGACACGAGACUCCCAAACGACAAAGGAUAGCCACCAGUCUCAAGUACAAAAGACGUCACAGCGGAAAAGAUAAACCGGAAAUUGUACCAGAUUUAGAGAAAAAGAUUGAGAAUAGAUCCCUAAAAAAGAAAGAAAAAUUGAAAGGAAGUGAAAAAAUUAAGGGAAAGGUCAGUAACAAAGGCGAAAAACGUAAAGGAAAAAUGAUCAAGAGUUCUGGAGAGCGUAAAAAAAGUCUUUUAUCGAAGAAAGUAAAAUCUAAAAAAGGUUUUAAGAAGACGAAAAAGUCUGCUAUAGAAGAAUAAAGUAUAUAAUCACGAUUCUGCUUUAUUUAACAAUGAGAUACAUUUUUUUCAUUAAUUUAAUAAAAUGAAA
Belonocnema kinseyi is the source of this 2066-nucleotide messenger RNA. RefSeq names its product probable ATP-dependent RNA helicase DDX52 (gene ais). Gene Ontology annotation, biological process: maturation of SSU-rRNA. Gene Ontology annotation, molecular function: RNA helicase activity; ATP binding; nucleic acid binding. Lineage: Eukaryota; Metazoa; Arthropoda; Insecta; Hymenoptera; Cynipidae. The coding region runs from base 104 to 1996 and encodes 630 amino acids. The transcript has 11 exons. The record is from RefSeq and is a predicted model, not a curated record.